Messenger RNA from Cylas formicarius (sweet potato weevil), 960 nucleotides. Its product is annotated as tetratricopeptide repeat protein 19, mitochondrial-like. Gene Ontology annotation, cellular component: mitochondrial inner membrane. The transcript has a single exon. Gene Ontology annotation, biological process: mitochondrial respiratory chain complex III assembly. Bases 1 to 960 code for a protein of 319 amino acids. Lineage: Eukaryota; Metazoa; Arthropoda; Insecta; Coleoptera; Brentidae. Gene Ontology annotation, molecular function: protein binding. The record is from RefSeq and is a predicted model, not a curated record.
AUGAAAAACUUAAGGCUGCUUAGUAAACAAUGUUGGGAUGUGAAACAUUUUGUUUAUAAUCAACCCGUGAUUUUUCUCUUGCCCUUUCCUUGCGGCAUCAUCUUGGAUUCCAAAGAUCCUGCUAAUUCCAUAACUCAGUACGACGUCGAAGAAAAUCUAUCACAUUUGAUGACUUUGGCAAGAUUAGCUCUGGAAAAAGGUGAUACUGAAAGGGCUCAAGCUAUCUUGCAGAUGGGCAUUAAGAUAUGCGAGGAGUACGAAGUUCACGUUGCACUACCCUAUAUGUACGAUGUGUUAGCUUCAAUAUCUUUCGCUCUCGGUAACAUGAGUCAUGCUGAACAUUUGCUCGUGAGUGCUAUAGAGAAACUCAUCCAGUUAGGGACACCGGAAGACGACACUCAAAUCGUAGAUUUUCAACUAAGACUUUGUAGAAUAUAUAGUGCUUACAACCAAAAAGACCUGGCUGAAAUAGGUUUCCAGGAUUGUCUCGGAAAGCAAAAACUUAAAAUACUAAACGGAGACACGUCGACGAAAACCGGGAUGCUUUACGUAAACACUUUGUUUUGGUACGGAUUACACAAAAUCAAAAGUUUCGACCACGCGAGCGCAAAAAAAAUGCUGACUUCCGCAUACGAUUACUCUAUGAAAAUUAAAGGGCUGAGUCCCUACCAGGAAAUGGUCAUACUUUACACGUUAUCUGAUUUAUACAUGCAACUGGGGGAAAACAGUGCUGCCUUACAAAACAUGCAAAGCGCCAUAUUGUUAGGAAAAGGUAUUGGAAGCACUGACCUUCCAAGAUGUUACUGGAAACUGGCUCAAAUUUACAUCAACUUGGGUGCUUGGGAUAACGCAAGCGAAUCAGCGACCGAAGCGUCCAGACUGGCUGAACUUUUUGGCGAGGCAGUUCUCAAAUCGGAAAUCGACGAGACUUUACGAAAAAUUAAGGACCACAAAAAAUAA